Messenger RNA from Diospyros lotus (date-plum), 1128 nucleotides. Its product is annotated as membrane-associated progesterone-binding protein 4. NCBI's taxonomy places the organism in Eukaryota, Viridiplantae, Streptophyta, Magnoliopsida, Ericales, Ebenaceae. The transcript has 8 exons. Gene Ontology annotation, cellular component: endomembrane system; membrane. The record is from RefSeq and is a predicted model, not a curated record. Bases 185 to 925 code for a protein of 246 amino acids.
GUUCAAGAGGGAGAAAAGAAAAGUUUUGAGGGGAAAAGAAGAAAAACACAUUUCUACAGUUCAACGUUCUUCCUUCUUUUCGCAGGUUCCAAACACAGCUUUAGUUUAGCUAACAAGUAACAAUUCUAGCUGCUGUUUGUUGAACUGAAGGACUGUGACUAGAAAUCUCUCUCUGCAUCGAUCAAUGGCGUCUUCCCCUUUUCUGGGGAUCGCAGCUUCGGUCGCUGUCCUUCUCGCCUCUUUCUUCCUCCUCAGAUUCAGAUUCGGAUUCUUCACUCUCUAUCCACCGCCACCAACUACACCGCGAUUGUUCACUGCACAAGAAUUGGCAUUCUACAACGGCACUGACGAUCGGUUGCCCGUCCUCUUAGCUAUUCUUGGCUCUGUCUUUGAUGUAACGAAGGGAAAAAGUCAUUAUGGGGCAGGAGGGGGUUACAAUCAUUUUGCUGGAAGAGAUGCAUCUCGGGCAUUUGUUUCAGGAAAUUUUACAGGAGAUGGGCUCACUGACUCAUUGCAUGGUUUGUCCAGCACUGAGGUGAAAAGUGUUGUUGACUGGCGUGAUUUCUACUUCAAAACAUACAUAUAUGUUGGCAAGCUAGUGGGUCGUUACUAUGAUAGCCAGGGGAAUCCCACAAAAAAUCUGAAAGGCGCUGAAGCAAAGGCUGCUAGAGGUGCCCAGCUAAUGGAGAAGCAGAAGAAAGAAGAAGCAAAACUACCUAGCUGCAAUUCAAGGUGGAGUCAGGAUGAGGGAUCAGAGGUCUGGUGUGACACUGGCUAUCCGCGGCUAGUUCAAAGACCACUAGAAAUGGCCAUUAGUGGGAAAUUGAGCAAGCGCUGUGCUUGCUUCAGCGAAGAGCAACUAGGCCAGCCAGGACUGGAAGUCUACCAAGGAUGCGAUUACCUUGCCAAAGUUUGUCGACUAUAGGCUGCAUUAAAGUGUUUUCCUUAGAAGAAGGGUGAUAAGAGACAAGUUAUACGAGCAGUGGAAUUUGGAGUAGAAGAAAACAAGCCAGGAAGAGAGAGCUUAUUUAUGGCUUGAAAUGUUGUCUGUUUGCUCACGAUAACCACAAGUUCUGUUAAAUAUCUUUUUGGUAUGUUUUUGAUAGUUUUAGAUGAUAUCAUUCAAUA